AUGGAUCAGGUAAUGCAGUUUGUCGAGCCAAGUCGGCAGUUUGUAAAGGAUUCAAUUCGGCUGGUUAAAAGAUGCACCAAGGGAUGCACCAAACCUGAUAGAAAAGAAUUCCAGAAGGUCACCAUGGCCACAGCGAUAGGAUUCGCUAUCAUGGGAUUCAUUGGCUUCUUUGUGAAACUGAUCCACAUCCCUAUUAAUAACAUUAUUGUGAGUGGCUGAGCCCUUUCUCAUCUUUGGACUGGUGAACCAAUGACAGGGUGACAAGCUCAUGAAGU
Messenger RNA from Rattus norvegicus (Norway rat), 275 nucleotides. RefSeq names its product protein transport protein Sec61 subunit gamma-like. The record is from RefSeq and is a predicted model, not a curated record. Lineage: Eukaryota; Metazoa; Chordata; Mammalia; Rodentia; Muridae.